Messenger RNA from Gekko japonicus, 2209 nucleotides. It is a transcript of the gene GLRX5, whose product is annotated as glutaredoxin 5. Bases 53 to 541 code for a protein of 162 amino acids. The record is from RefSeq and is a predicted model, not a curated record. NCBI's taxonomy places the organism in Eukaryota, Metazoa, Chordata, Lepidosauria, Squamata, Gekkonidae. The transcript has 2 exons.
GGUCCUGAAGGAGAGGAGUCGCGCGUCGCUGAGAAGUUUCUCCAGGGCGGCCAUGAGCGGCUCUCUCUGCCGCCUGCCCGCGGCCCUGCGGCGCUUGGCGGCGUCCCGGCCGCUGCUUUGGGUCACGCGGCCGCUGAGCCAAGCGGGGUCGGCGGGGGAUGGCGCUGCCGGUGGUUCCUCGAGCUCCGGGUCGGGGGAGGUGGAGAAGCUGGUGCGCGCCCACCCAGUCGUGGUCUUCAUGAAGGGCACCCCGGCCCAGCCCCAGUGCGGCUUCAGCAACGCCGUGGUGCAGAUCCUGCGCUUGCACGGCGUCACCGACUACCGCGCCUACGACGUCCUCCAGGACCACGACCUGCGGCAAGGAAUUAAAAACUAUUCCAACUGGCCUACUAUCCCUCAAGUCUAUCUCAAUGGUGAAUUUGUGGGAGGCUGUGACAUACUUCUCCAGAUGCAUCAGAGCGGAGAUCUAGUGGAAGAACUGAAGAAACUGGGAAUACGCUCGGCACUGUUGGAUUCAGAGAAAGACCAUGGCAAAAAAUAAGCUUGCCUCUGUGACUUUAACAAAGACAGCUUUUGAUAACUUGUUACCAGAAAAGCCUUAUAUAAUGUAGCUCAAAAAACCAACUUUUUGAACUGACAAUGAGGUUUAUCACUGUUCACCAUACACUAUAUCUUUAUCGAUUGAUUGUGAAGAUGUUCUGUCAUGAAAAAUUUAAGUAUAACCACUGCACUGUAAAUCAGAUGUUUAGAGUCAAGCUACAUAAGUAGCUAAUUUUUGUUGUAUUUCUUUGUGCAUUUUGCUUGUGUCAGGAAAGCCACAGAAACUAACCCCCACCCCAGGAUCGUCUUUGUGUUUUGCAAAUUGUGUUCUGUGUACAAUCCAGGCAGACAGUAUUUGGAUUUAUCUUACAUCUGAAUGAAAUAUGAAGUAAAUAAUAAUGGCUUUAGUUCAUAUUGAGUGCUUAAGGUUCCACUCAAUUUAUAUUGAUGGAACUUCAUUCCAUUUAAUGCAUAUGGACAGUGGAAUAAAUAUAUAAAGCUAAUUUCUCGUGUUGAAAACAAAUACAACAGCUGUUUUUCCUAAAUCAGUUAGUGGGUUCUGGAGAACAUUUAAAAAGUCUGGAUUAAAAAUUAGAACAUAAUUUACUUCUACCUCUGCCAAAAAGACUGCCUCAGUUAAUACACUUUAACUUUCACCAUGUCUGUGUGCAAACUUCUAAAACUUGCAAUUUGGUGGCUCCAGACAGGACAUGUGGGGAUGGGUUUUAGAAGCACAAAUGCAGUUUCUCACUGUUGCGGCUCAUUAUAAAAUAUGUGCACAAGCCACUUGGGAUCCUGCUCUUGCAAGCAGUUACUGGGUGUUUAACCUUCAGAAAUAUUUGUCCCAAAGCUACACAUGGAUGUGUGCUUUCAAUGUCAGCAGUGUUUCCUGCAUCAUCAAAUAAUAUGCCUACAUAUAUAGAAACAAGCAAAUAGAAGUAUUUCAUGUAAGAAAUAAAACGGAGGCAGCAUAUUUGUUGGGAGCUCCUUUGAAAAUGCACAUAUAACGGGUUCCUUUAUGUUUCUCCUUUUAAACUGAAAAAUAUUAUUUUAUGUUCAGAUGUAUGCAUUGUGCUGUGCAGCUUUGGACAUAGCUCAACAAACUAGGUUCUUCAUACUGUUUUAAUGCUGGAACAGUGUACACUAUUAGAUAUGAGCAAAUUGUAACUGCAAAACUAUGUUUACUUUGUGAUUAUAGUUUUCCUUUCAAGAUAAAGGGCAUUUAUGAAGAAUCUAAGGAUCCUGUGUCUUUAAUGACUUGGAAAGCUUUUUAGUCUCAGUAUAAUGAAAGAUGUUGACAAUAAGAAAUGGUGAUGUCUGAAGAUCUCAGGUCUUUCCACCUGGAAACUUCACGGAGGCCCGGUUGCAACCUUCUUUCUUUUGAGCUCCCAUUUGUAAGCAAGACUGUCAGGAGGGCUAUGAGUACUGGGUGAUUUUACGGGGGUGCAGAAGAAACACAGUGUGUUGGGCAGUAUAGAAAUGACUUCCCUAAAGUUUUUGUUUAAAAGUGGAGGGAAUAUAGUCCUCAUGGCUGCACCAGUACAUGCUUGGACAUAUGUGGGCAAUGCCUGGUGGCAUCACAGAAGGCAGCCGCUUGAGCACAGGUCUCGUGCACGGGGCUUUCGUUUCUUCACCUCCUCUGCGAACUAACAAAACGAAUAAACUGGGC